AGACUCCAACUACGGAUUUCCACCAAUCUGUGUAAUUUUGUAACCUUUUCCAUAGUGCCAAGUGGUGGCUUGUUAUUACCCAAAUAGUUCAAAACUUUUGUUUGCAUUCAGUUUCAACUCCAAUUCAAAAGCACAAAACAAUUCAAUGGAGAAUGACAGCGAGUCUAAGCCGUCAGUGAUGAUCACAAAUGACGACGGAAUUGAUGCUCCCGGCUUGAGAUCUCUUGUUCGCGUUCUUGUCUCCUCUAAUCUCUUCAAUGUCCUCGUUUGUGCUCCCGAUUCUGAAAAAUCAGCUGUUAGCCAUUGUGUCUCAUGGCAACACCCUCUUUCCGUCAAGAAGGUGGACAUCAGUGGAGCAACAGCCUUUGCAGUUUCUGGAACCCCAGCAGACUGCACUUCCAUCGGGAUCUCCAAAGUGCUCUUCCCCUUUGUACCUGAUCUGGUUGUCAGCGGUAUUAAUAAGGGUAGCAAUUGCGGUUAUCACAUUGUUUACUCAGGGACAGUGGCUGGUGCACGAGAGGCUUUCUUCAAUGGUGUUCCUUCUGUCUCAUUGUCAUAUGAAUGGGUUGCUGGAAAAAGCAAGGAUGAUGAUUUCGUAUUGGCCGCUGAAGCUUGCAUGCCAAUCAUUACAGCUAUAUCGACUGAGAUCAAGAAUAAUACUUAUCCUCAAAAUUGCUUUCUUAACAUAGAUGUACCAGCUGAUGUUGCCAAUUGCAAGGGUUAUCGUCUGACGAAGCAAGGCAAGACUAUUUUCAAAAUGGGAUGGAGGCAAGUUGUUUCAGAAGCACAAGGAGGAAGAAUGUUAUCCACAAUGACAAUGGAUUCAUCAGCUAGUAAAGAGGCAUCUGUGGAAGAGAGCACCUUAAGCACAGGACAAGAACACCUAAUAUUUAAGAGAGAAGUUAGGGGAACACAAAUGGAUGAAGGUGAUAAUGAUUACUCUUUCCUUCGACAAGGAUAUAUAACUGUUACACCCCUUGGCGCCUUAUCUCCUCCACCGAUGGAUGGAGUUGAAUUCUUCGAAGGAUGGCUGCCUGGUGUGCACUAGCGUGUCUCUUCAUCUGCCUAAUAGUGCUCGGAGGAUGCUGCUGAAACAAGGCACUUGCAGCUGAUCAGUCCAUACAUUACAUAAGUCUUGCAAAUGCGUUUCAUUCUUAUCUCUAUCAUCCUUCGCAGUUCAAUGAUUGUUCUUGUACUCCAAAUUUAUGUGACCAUAGUGAACUAGUAGUAAUUAAGUCAUUUAUCUUCUUUGAUGCCAUUUCUAGUGUAACUGCACUCCCAGAUCAAGAAAAGCUGUUUCUUAUAAUAGCUUCUGCUUUAUUUCUA
Messenger RNA from Solanum tuberosum (potato), 1326 nucleotides. Its product is annotated as 5'-nucleotidase SurE-like. The transcript is spliced from 10 exons. Gene Ontology annotation, cellular component: cytosol. The record is from RefSeq and is a predicted model, not a curated record. Gene Ontology annotation, molecular function: nucleotidase activity. Bases 146 to 1048 code for a protein of 300 amino acids. Lineage: Eukaryota; Viridiplantae; Streptophyta; Magnoliopsida; Solanales; Solanaceae.